This is a messenger RNA of Oryza brachyantha (malo sina), 3933 nucleotides long. RefSeq names its product structural maintenance of chromosomes protein 1. The transcript has 18 exons. The record is from RefSeq and is a predicted model, not a curated record. Lineage: Eukaryota; Viridiplantae; Streptophyta; Magnoliopsida; Poales; Poaceae. The coding region runs from base 87 to 3746 and encodes 1219 amino acids. Gene Ontology annotation, biological process: sister chromatid cohesion. Gene Ontology annotation, cellular component: nucleus; cohesin complex; chromosome. Gene Ontology annotation, molecular function: ATP hydrolysis activity; ATP binding; DNA binding.
UUGCUCCGCUCCGUGUGCCUCGUUGUCCAUUUCGAAUCUCGUUUUGCCGGAAACCCUAGCUCACUCUAGGGUUUGGAGGGGAAGCGAUGGCGGCGGGCAAGGGCGGCGGUGGGGGGCGCAUCCAUCGGUUGGAAGUGGAGAACUUCAAGUCGUACAAGGGGACGCAGACAAUCGGGCCCUUCUUCGACUUCACGGCCAUCAUCGGUCCCAAUGGCGCCGGCAAGUCCAACCUCAUGGACGCCAUAAGCUUUGUGCUUGGGGUUCGCUCUGCCCACCUCCGAGGCGCCCAGCUCAAGGACCUCAUCUACGCCCUCGACGACCGCGAUAAGGAGGCCAAGGGUCGCAGGGCCUCCGUCGGCCUCGUCUACCACCUCCCCGGCACCGGGGAUGAGCUCCACUUCACCCGCACAAUCACCGGCGCCGGUGGCAGCGAGUACCGGAUCGACGGCCGGCUUGUCACCUGGGACGACUAUAACGCCAAGCUCAGAUCCCUGGGCAUCCUCGUCAAGGCUCGCAAUUUCCUCGUCUUCCAGGGUGAUGUGGAAUCCAUUGCCUCCAAGAAUCCCAAGGAGCUCACUGCACUUCUGGAGCAGAUCUCUGGCUCUGACGAGCUCAGGAGGGAAUAUGACGAACUGGAAGACCAAAAGACCAGGGCCGAAGAGAAGUCUGCACUUAUCUAUCAAGAGAAAAGGACCAUUGUCAUGGAAAGGAAGCAGAAAAAGGCUCAAAAGGAAGAGGCAGAGAAUCAUCUACGCCUCCAGCAGAAAUUGAAACUAGCCAAGACAGAACAUCACCUAUGGCAACUCUACACAAUUGAGAAAGAUGCUGAGAAAAUAGAAGCUGAACUUGAGGAGGACAGGCGGUCUCUUCAGCAAGUGCUGGAAGAGAAUCAGUCCUCUGACUAUGAGCUUUCUGCAAAAAAGAAAGAGCAAAGUGCGUUUCUCAAGAAAAUGACCUUAUGCGAGAAGAGUAUAGCCAAGAAAAAGCUUGAACUCGACAAGAAACAACCUGAGCUUCUUAGAUUGAAAGAACAAAUUUCUCGGCUGAAAUCCAAAAUCAAAAGCUGCAACAAAGAGAUUGACAAAAAGAAGGAUGAUAGCAAGAAGCAUUUGGAAGAGAUGAAAAGGUUGCAGAGUGCUUUGGUUGAUGUCACGAGAGCUAUUGAUGAGUUGAAUGAGCAAGGCCAAAAUAAAAGCGAGAAAUUGCAAUUAGCUGAUGACCAACUCCAGGAAUACCAUAGAAUUAAGGAAGAUGCAGGAAUGAGUACAGCAAAGCUGAGAGACGAGAAGGAAGUUUUUGAUAAAGAGCUUAAUGCUGAUGUUGAAGCAAAAAAGAAUUUAGAGGAGAAUAUGCAGCAGCUGCGUAACCGUGAGAAUGAGAUUUUGUCACAAGAGCGUGAGUUGCGUGCAAAGCUUAAUAAGAUUCUUCAUUCAAUCCCCAGGCAUGAAGAUGAGCUUGCUCACUUACGUGAGGAACAUAACAAAAUUUCAAAAGAGCGCCAGUCCUCCGGAGUUAAAUAUCAAAUGUUGAAGCAGAGGUUGGAUGAGAUAGAUACAAAAUUACGAGAGCUCAAGGCUGACAAGCAUGAGAGUGAGCGGGAUGCUCGAUUUUCGGAAACAGUUAGGAGUCUAAAGCGACUAUUCCCUGGAGUCCAUGGUCGCAUGACAGAACUUUGUAGGCCUUCACAGAAGAAAUACAACCUCGCUGUCACUGUUGCUAUGGGGAAAUUCAUGGAUGCAGUGGUGGUAGAAGAUGAGAACACAGGAAAAGAAUGCAUUAAGUACUUGAAGGAGCAGCGCCUUCCUCCUCAGACAUUUAUUCCCUUACAAUCAGUCCGCGUGAAGCCUAUAAUUGAGAAGCUGCGAACACUUGGGGGAUCUGCGCAGUUGGUCUUUGAUGUUAUUCAAUUUGACCGAGCUUUGGAGAAAGCAGUUCUGUAUGCUGUUGGAAAUACGCUUGUCUGUGAUGAACUUGAUGAAGCAAAAACCUUAAGUUGGAGUGGUGAAAGGUACAAGGUUGUUACCGUCGAUGGGAUUCUUCUGACUAAAUCGGGCACAAUGACUGGUGGAAUAAGUGGUGGAAUGGCAGCUAGAUCGAAUAAAUGGGACGACAGCAUAAUAGAAUCUUGGAAGAAGAAGAAAAAUCAGUAUGAAUCUGAAAUGUCUGAACUUGGGUCCCCCAGGGAGUUACAGAGAAAGGAGCUUGCUGUGUCUGAGAAAAUAACUGGACUUGAGAAAAAGCUACAUUACUUGAAUGUUGAAGAGAAUAAUCUCAGAGAGAAGCUACACAGAUUGGAAUCUGAGAAGUGUAAUAUUGAGGAAGAGAUCAAUCGUCUUGAACCAGUAAAGGAGGAGUUGGAGACUCGUCUGGGUAAAAAGGAACGGGAAGUAAGAGUUCUUGAAAAGAAAAUAAAUGAGAUUGUGGACCGUAUUUACAAAGAUUUUAGCAAGUCAGUUGGUGUGAAGAACAUCCGUGAAUAUGAAGAGAGGCAACUAAAAGAUGCUCAAGCACUGCAGGAGAGGAAGCUAAGCUUGAGUAAUCAGAUGUCCAAAUUGAAAUACCAGCUGGAAUAUGAACAAAAACGAGAUAUGCAGGCACCAAUUAUGAAGUUAAAGGAGACACGCGAGUCCCUAGAGAAGGAGCUUAAGAGUUUACAGGAGAGAGAGUCUGGAGCUAGGGCUGAAGCAGAGCAAAUUUCAAAUCAGAUGGAAGAGCUGAAAGCUGAGGCUGAAGACUGGAAAUCCAAGUCUGAUGAAUGUGAAACAGCUAUCGAUGAACUGAAGGAGAAGAAUGGUAGUGUUGCUGCGGCCUUGGCGAAGCUGGAUCGCCAAGUGAAGUCAAAGGAGGGGAAGCUUGUGCAACUUAGAUCACAGGAACGGGCGAUUCAUGAGAAAUGUGAACUGGAGCAACUGAAGCUUCCUACAGUUGAUGAUCCAAUGGAUACUGGAUCAUCUUCACAAGUACCGAUCCUUGACUACAGUCAGCUUAGCGAAACCUACCUGCAGGAUAUGCGGCUUUCUGAACGUGACAAAUUUGAGGCAGAGUUUAACAAAAAUAUAGGGGUUCUAAUUGCUGAGAUUGAGCACACUGCCCCAAACCUGAAAGCGCUAGACCAAUAUGAAACAUUGCAAAGGAAGGAAAAGGAGGUUAUGGAAAAGUUUGAAGCAGCAAGAAAAGAAGAGCUGGAGAUAGCUGACAAGUAUAAUUCUGUCAAGCAACGAAGGUAUGAGCUGUUCAUGGAAGCCUUUGAUCACAUAUCUAAAGGCAUAGACCAAAUUUAUAAGGAGUUAACGAAAAGUCAAACACAUCUACUUGGAGGAACUGCAUAUUUAAAUCUAGAAAAUGAAGAUGAGCCAUUUCUACAUGGAAUCAAGUACACAGCUAUGCCUCCUACAAAGCGCUUUAGAGAUAUGGAACAGUUAUCUGGUGGUGAGAAGACCGUUGCUGCCCUGGCAUUGCUUUUUGCCAUUCACAGUUUCAGGCCAUCCCCGUUCUUCAUAUUGGAUGAAGUCGAUGCUGCUCUGGAUAAUUUAAAUGUUGCCAAAGUUGCUGGGUUUAUCAGAUCAAAGUCAUGCCAACGUGUUGAAGAACAAAACGGUGGAGGAUGUGGAUUUCAGAGCAUCGUUAUAUCGCUGAAGGACAGUUUCUAUGACAAAGCUGAAGCACUGGUUGGUGUUUAUAGGGACUCAGAACGAUGUUGCUCAAGGACCCUUACCUUCGACCUGACGAAGUAUAGAGAAGCAUGAGUCCACUUUGUUUGAAGUCUUCACUGUUCUUUUUAGUCGGUCUAAUAUAUUUUUUAACUUGUGUACAUAAGUGACCAGUCGCGAUGUCGCUUGUAGAGUUGACGUAGAAACCGACAUGCUACCUGUGUAGUAAUACUUAUUUGUAUAAGCUACAGCAAAUCAAUAAUGCGCGCGGCCUUAUGUGUUA